GCCGUCUCCUCACGGCCAUGUUUGCGCCACCUACAGCUCGGGACGGAGAGCUUUAUGGCGGCCCCCUUCCCACUCCCGAGGACCCACGACUUGUCCACGUUGCGUGCCAAGUUGCAGGGAUUGUUGAAGUUUUUAAGGGACGCCCUGCCCAUUUCUAACGCACACACGGUGGACUUCUACACAAAGUCUGUAUGGGAAGAAAUGAUCGGCCUGCCGCCAGACACGGUGCUGGCGGCUUUGAGGAAGUCGGCAGCGAGGUCGGAGUGUCCGCCCCCUGACGCGCGCCCCCUGGUGGAUUCGGAAGGGGACUCAGGUAUUACCAAUUUACCCAAAAUAUUUUGUGAGACUUCACAGAAACUACUAAAUGUGGAAGCCUUCACUCUAGCUGCAAAAUACUAUUCUGUACAAAACCUAGGAAUAUGUACUCCUUUUGAACAAUUGCUUAUAGCCCUUCAAGGAAGUAAGCAUCAGAAUAUUGGUAAAAAUAUUACACCAAACGAGUUUAUGAAUAUGAAGAAAUCUCAUGAAGUUCAGGCAAUGUCAGAGCUAAUUUUCAGUAUUGCUGAUUACUAUGGUUUAAAGCAGGUAAUUGAUUUGGGUUCUGGUAAAGGCUACCUAAGCUCCUUUCUGUCCUUGAAGUAUGGCUUAAAAGUUUAUGGAGUUGAUUCUUCAAAUACCAACACUCAUGGAGCUAAGGAGAGAAACAGGAAAUUGAAGAAACAUUGGAAACAUUAUCAUACUCAAUCAAGGAUAGAUGUCAAUGAACUGGCACUAAGAAUGACAAAGGAAAGAAAAGUAAAAACUGAGAUUAAACAUAAAGUAGACAUAGAAGAAGUGUUUGACAGCAGCCCUAGGAACCAAGAAAUGAUAGCUACUUCAGAUAUUUUGACAGAUUAUUCGAGCUCUGUAAUAUCUAACUUUAGAAAACAAAUGGAAAACCUACAGGUUCAACCACAUGAAGAAGAAAAUUUGAGUUUUGAAAAUGACUUUCCUCUCAUAGACCUUUUGCCUAUCAAUGCCAUAGAGCCAAAUUCUUCAUUACAGAUACCCAACAGAGAAAUGUCUGAAGCACAUAAAGCAAGAAGGAAAAUGACUUCAAAAUCAAAUGAACCAUGUAUAUAUUCACCUUUAACCUCUUUUAUCACAGCUGAUUCAGAACUACAUGACAUUAUUAAAGAUCUGGAGGAUUGUUUAAUGGUGGGUUUGCAUACCUGUGGUGAUCUUGCUCCAAAUACUCUGCGGAUAUUUACUUCCAAGUCUGAAGUCAAAGGAGUUUGUAGUGUGGGUUGCUGCUACCACCUCUUAUCUGAAGAGUUUGAAGACCAACCCAAAGAAUGUCCUCAAGAAAAGUGGGGAUUUCCAAUGUGCAGCUAUUUGAAGGAAGAGAGAUGGUGCUGUGGUCGUAAUGCCAGAAUGUCAGCCUGUUUGGCAUUGGAGCGGGUUGCAGUUGGCCAAGGGCUGCCUACUGAAUCACUCUUCUACCGUGCUGUUCUCCAGGAUAUUAUUAAAGAUUGUUUUGGCAUCACCAAAUGUGAUCAGCAUAUUGGGAAAAUUUAUUCCAAAUGUUCUUCCUUCCUGGAUUAUGUCAGAAAGUCUUUGAGGAAGCUUGGAUUAGAUGAAUCUAAGCUGCCAGAAAAAAUUAUAAUGGAGUACUAUGACAAAUAUAAGCCACGAAUGAAUGAACUGGAAGCAUUUAAUAUGUUGAAAGUUGUUCUGGCUCCUUGUAUAGAGACAUUGUUUCUUCUGGAUAGACUUUGUUACCUGAAGGAGCAGGAAGAUAUUGCGUGGUCUACACUUGUGAAGCUGUUCGAUCCUGUGACAUCACCCAGAUGUUAUGCUGUUAUUGCGCUGAAGAAGCAGCAAUGACUUAGUGGAAGCAAGUUUUUAGUUGUGUUUGUUUCUGGGACUUGUUGAUGAGAUUGCUUUACUGAACAUUUAUGUCUUAUUAUCUAGGUGUUUUAAAAUAAUUGCUUUAUAUUUUAAAUAAUAAAAUAAUUGAUCAUGAAAAAUAUCAUACUAUUUUUACACUGUAAAAGCAUAAGUUAAUAAAUUUAGAUGUGAUGAAAUACAAAAAAGAGUUG
Perognathus longimembris pacificus (Pacific pocket mouse) is the source of this 2081-nucleotide messenger RNA. It is a transcript of the gene Mettl25, whose product is annotated as methyltransferase like 25. The transcript has 12 exons. The record is from RefSeq and is a predicted model, not a curated record. The coding region runs from base 55 to 1866 and encodes 603 amino acids. Lineage: Eukaryota; Metazoa; Chordata; Mammalia; Rodentia; Heteromyidae.